Molecule: messenger RNA, 1308 nt
Organism: Paraphaeosphaeria sporulosa
Lineage: Eukaryota; Fungi; Ascomycota; Dothideomycetes; Pleosporales; Didymosphaeriaceae
Exons: 2
Coding region: 1-1308 (435 amino acids)
Source: RefSeq, a predicted model, not a curated record
AUGCCACCCAAACGCAAGCGCGCCGAGCCCGAGGAACAAGAUGAAGAACAUAGAAAGCCGACGUACGCCUCCGAAGUAGAUUGGCUAGCCUGCCUUACGGACCCAUCCAGAGACGUCUCGACCAGUACUGAGAUUGCAAAAGAAGAGACCAAUACCGCCCUCAUCACCGCAGCCUGCAAACUGACCUACGUUCUCUACCACAACGUCCAAGCACAAGAAUGCCUGGCGACGAUCCUCCAAUCGCUAAACAAGAGCGGCACAGAAGACGAUGCGGAGCUCACUCGCGUCGCAAAGUCCUCUCAAUCUGCCUGGAAAGCACACGUGGUCAACAAGUUCUUAAUACCACACGUCAAGGAGAUAGUCCGCAAGUGGUGUGUUGCGCGUCCGUACAAGAACUUUGGGUCCUUACCGGCGAGUGAUCGCAUCCAGCUAUGGUUCAAAGUUUAUGAUUACGACCCUAAGAGCACCGUCGUUUCGAUGUGGAAGCCCGUGAUUGGGGUCCUUGACCUGGGUCUGAUCUUCCGCACAGACCUACCUCCUGAGGAUGAUGUAAAGAUGAAGGCUGUGCGGCAAAUGCUCAGACACAAGUACUAUUUUGGGUGCGAAUGCACAUACAAGUACAGCGUUGCGGAUCCGAAGAAGGCAGAAAAGUCGAAGACCUUGCAAGACUGGGCGUCGUACGCCAAGUAUAGCGACUAUGCCUCGGGUAUCGUUCCUUUUGCGGACAUGCCGAUCUCUCCAAAGACACUAGCUAUCUAUCCAUCGGAAGCACCAGCAAAGAAAACCAAAGUCACGUUGGCCGAUGGUGCUUUCGGGGGCGCUUCCCUAAACUCUGCAAUCGACAAUUCAGACGCCGCCAUUGUUGCUUCCGAAAUCUCUGACAACAGUUCAGCCAGGUGUCACAACACUGGAGUGACUUCGAGUUUCCAAUCCAGCUUGCCAAACUCUCGCACCAUAUCUAGAGAACCCUCUCUAUCCGCACUUAUGGAACAAGAGAAGCCCACAGAGCCCUUGACCUACCUUCAGGAGCUGAUCAACGGACCUUCAUCUGGCGCAGGCUUGGCUCGUCAAGGUGGACAAGGAGCUGCAUGCCUCACCAAAGGCUUCGCUGGGACAAAGGGUUUGCUAGUCUUCCAGCCUACACCCAAGCCGACCCCACGCCCUAAGGCCCCGAUGACUGAAGCUGAACGAGGUUUCAAUGAGUUCUUUGGCGUCCCGAACCAGGCUUCGAUCGCUGCUCCGAUGAUUUUGGAAGCCUCUUCGCCUGCGGCAGCGCCGGAGCCUGAGGUGGAUGAGGAUUUGCUCUGA